This is a messenger RNA of Spinacia oleracea (spinach), 1939 nucleotides long. RefSeq names its product hydroxyproline O-arabinosyltransferase NOD3. The record is from RefSeq and is a predicted model, not a curated record. Bases 280 to 1380 code for a protein of 366 amino acids. Lineage: Eukaryota; Viridiplantae; Streptophyta; Magnoliopsida; Caryophyllales; Amaranthaceae. The transcript has 8 exons. Gene Ontology annotation, molecular function: glycosyltransferase activity.
UCUCUAUUUAAACUUCAUCAAACACCUUAAUUUGAUGCUUAAUUCCUCCCUUUUUUUUUCUUUCCUUUUUUUUUCUUUUUCUGGUGUAGAGGCAAAUCAACAAAAUGGUGUAGACGAGAUUCGAUACCAGAUUUUGGGUACCAGCUCUCAAAACUUUACCAACUAUAUCAGUUGACAUCUACUCACUUCCCUUCUUUUUUUGGAUUUUAAAUCCAUUUUAUUUCUUAAGUUUUACUAUUUUAUUGAAGUUAAGAUUCAAAUUAUAGCAAAAAUACUACAAUGAUGAUGAAUGGGAGCAAAAUAAUGGGGAGGGGAGGUAUGGUUUUGUUUGUGGCACUAUUUAUUGGGUUUUGUUUUGCAAUCCAUUAUUCUUCAACUCUAUCGUUAACAAAUACCCAACUAAAAGUAUUGGGUAAGUACGGCCCGGCCCGACAAGUUGAGCUGGUUGUCGAGACGCCCGUGGACCCGAAACAGGACGCAGUUUCGGGUCCGACCCGGAUGAAGUUUCAUGUAGCGGUAACGUCCACGGAUUCAAUCUAUAGCAAAUGGCAGUGCAGGAUUAUGUAUUAUUGGUAUAAGAGAGUUAAAGAUUUGCCCGGGUCCGAUAUGGGCGGUUUUACGCGGGUUUUGCAUUCGGGUCAGCCCGAUAAUUUGAUGGAGGAGAUCCCUUCUUUUGUUGUGGAUCCUUUACCCGAGGGUGUUGAUAAGGGAUACAUUGUGUUGAAUAGACCAUGGGCUUUUGUUCAAUGGUUGGAGAAAGCAACAAUUGAGGAAGAAUAUAUUUUAAUGGGUGAACCGGAUCAUUUGUUUGUGAAUCCGUUACCAAACUUAGCACAAGGAGAAAACCCGGCUGCAUAUCAAUUUUUCUACAUCAGACCCGAUUUGAAUGAGAAGAUCGUUAGGAAGUUUUACCCGAAUGGAUCCAUAUCGAAUGUGGAUCCUAUUGGAAGUUCUCCAGUCAUUAUAACAAAGUCUUUGCUGAAAGAAAUCGCGCCUACAUGGAUGAACAUUUCGUUACGGAUAAAAAAUGAUCCCGAGGCAGACAAGACCUUCGAUUGGGUACAAGAAAUGUACGCCUAUGCUAUAGCUUCAGCAUUGCACGGUGUGAAGCAUAAACUUCAUGAGCAUUUCAUAGUGCAGCCUCCGAUGGAUGGGAAUGUUGAGAUUAGUUACAUCAUUCAUUAUACUUAUGGGUGUGAUUAUAACAACAAGGGAGAGCUUCUUUAUGGACAGAAGACAGAUUGGCGUUUCGACAAGAGAUCGUAUCAAGAUGCCCCUCCACCCAAAAAUCUUACACUGCCUCCUCUUGGAGCUCCUGAAACUGUGGUAAGACUAAUACAAAUGGUGAACGAAGCCACGGCCAAUAUACCAGAAUGGUAAAAUCUCUAAUACAGUGUACUUUUUACGAGCAAAACGUACAUACAUCGAUCUCUCUUAUACGAAGAAAUGGACAUCAUCUACAAAGAAAGAUGCACUUGAAGUGUUAAAAAAUGUUGUAAUCUUGUAUGUACAGAGAACCCAAAUAUUUUCUUGCCAAAUUGACACUACAAAAAUUUGUAUCUUUAACGACAACCUAAUUAGGACGGGUCAAAAAUCCCGUCGCAAAAGCAUUUUGAGACGGGGCUAACAACCAAACAAUGACGGGAAUAAUCGUCGCAAAUGUCUUUUACGACGGGUUUACGACAAAUUUACGACGGGAUUUCUAUUAACGACGGCCCCCUUUUAUGACGGGUUCGCGACAGGAAAUCCCGUCGUUAAUCAACGAUUAUUGGCCUUUCGUGACGGGAUUUCCCGUCGUUAAUAGUACCAUUUCUUGUAGUGUGAUGAUACUUUUGGGAAAGAAAAGUGUUUACCAUUCACGGCUCGGACCCAACAUGAAAAAAGCACGGCCAAGAACGAGCAGAAGUCGUGGGCUGGGCUAAGACCUCAUUGUUUUUUU